Gongylonema pulchrum is the source of this 423-nucleotide messenger RNA. The record is from the annotation of a GenBank genome assembly. NCBI's taxonomy places the organism in Eukaryota, Metazoa, Nematoda, Chromadorea, Rhabditida, Gongylonematidae.
AUGAAAAAUCAGUAUUUUUACAAGGCUGACAGAAAGGAAGAUCUAGGCCCACAGCGAUUUAGCGGAGCCUCGGCGGCACAAAGUUCGGUGUUCCAUGUCAUUGAUGAAUUCCUUGGAAUUGAACAUUUCGGAGUGGAACGAGCCUUCUUAGAUAACCAACGUGGUUGCAUGCCGCCUAAGCACCGUGAAUUUAUCGUUUGGGUUCGACAAAAUGCUUCAAAAAUUCCUGAUAUAAAGGAGUCUGCCGAUUACCAGGAAACUCUACAAGCGGUACAGAAAUUUCGGGAGGCACACAUAAAAGAGGUUUAUUUUCAGGUGAUGAAAUUUAUCGUGUUUCCAGCAGGCGACGCUACGGGACUUGGCACAGGUGGUUCUUCGUUCAUGCGCUUACUGCUCAACAUUGUUAGUGACUGCAAAGUGUAA